CUGAACAGUGAGAAUGGAGGAGAGGAGAGAACCCACGGGUGGUAAUUUUAAUGGUGGAUUUAAGGAAUUCAUUUGUGAAGAAGACUUCUACGAUGAAGAGCAUCCUCAUCAUCAUCAGUCUAACAGGCACCAAGUGUCCAUGUUCACUAUGAGUCCUGGGAGAUGUCACAGACUGGCUGCAGUGAGCCUGGCCCUACUCGCUGCUGUUUUGCUGAUAGUUGAUAUUGGCCUGGGAGUCCAUUAUAACAAACUCACAGACACUCACCUCACCCUCGAUGAUACCGAACGCAUCAGCAAAGAGCUCAUCAACCUCCAGGACACUUACAAGACUGCAGUGGAAAUCAUGAAGGAUGCCAGGAAGCAGCUGGACAGUGAGAUGAGCCGUCAGACACAAACCAACUGGGAGCUUGAACACCAGACAAAACGAAGCAAUGACUAUAAAAGUCAGAUGGAAAAAAUCACAAAGGAAAUUGAAACUUCAAGAUCACGCUUGUCAAUGCAUAGCGAUGGCUGCAAACGCUGUCCUGUGGGAUGGAUUUUAAUGAACUCUGUAUGUUACUACUUCUCCUUGAAAUCAAAUGAAAUGAAAACAUGGAAGGAAUCCAGAGAUUUCUGUCAGCUGCAGGGAGGAGAUCUUAUAAUCAUAGACAGCCAAGACAAAGAGAACUCGACAGUAAAUUUCCUAAUAAAUCAUCAAGAUGCCUCCCAGCUCUCGACAGACUUCUGGAUCGGACUGAGUGAUUCCAAGGAGGAAGGGACUUGGAAAUGGUUGGAUGGAAGAUUUCUUGUUCAAGGGUACUGGAACGAUGGAGAGCCGAACAAUCUCAAUGAUGAAGACUGUGCAGCCGUGUAUCCCAGAGUAAACUUCUUCAAAGCUUGGAAUGAUGUUAGAUGUGGAGUCAGAAGGAAAUGGAUUUGUGAAAAAGCACCAGAAUCCAUGAGCUAAAAUGUCUAAUAAGGCAUACAGUCUUAGAUAUGUAAACUAUCACAUAUUCUUUAAAUCAUAACAUGCAUAAGGUGGUUUCACCUUGUCUUCACUUUGUUUUCUGUACCUCUCACUGUCUCUAUCGCUCUCUCUCAGCGUGUCCACCCUUUAUGUCAUGAGCACAGUUGUUGUCUGGCUGUGGUUGCAGCUAUAACUGGUAAUAUGACGACUCUUUACUGCUCCUAAUACUCCUAUUAUCAUUAGCCACAGAAAUAAUCAUGACAGGAGUAUACUGGCUGACAGUGUAACUGUGUCCCAUCACUUACUGCGAAAGGAAACUUGGCUGCCUGUAAUAACAUGUAAUAACUAUAGAAGAUGCAUCCUUCUAUGUGUUUUGCAUUGGGAUGCUGGCCUUCAACUCUCUGCAAAGUCAAUUAAUUACAAACCCUAGUAAACCAUGUUUCAUCAUCAUCAUCAACUUUAUUUAUAAAGCACUUUAAAACAACCACAGCUGACACAAAGUGCUGUACAUUGGA
This is a messenger RNA of Maylandia zebra (zebra mbuna), 1461 nucleotides long. RefSeq lists its product as uncharacterized. The record is from RefSeq and is a predicted model, not a curated record. NCBI's taxonomy places the organism in Eukaryota, Metazoa, Chordata, Actinopteri, Cichliformes, Cichlidae.